AUGGCCAUCGCAAUUCUUCCCUCCCAGAACUGCUUUCAAGGCCGGUUUCGGCACGAAGCCCUGACCCUAACUCCUCUCAAACCUCGCCGAUACUCUAACCCCGACAGCCCUCAGUCCCGCCGGCAGAAGCGAAGUCCUGAUCGUAAUCGGAGAGAUGGAUCCGUGGCGGCAAGGUUUCCCGCCAAGAACCUGGUCAUGGGGCAGGUCAAGAUCCUUAGGCGCGGAGAGACGUUAAGCCAGACGAAGAGUUACGAUAAUCGGAAGCCGAGGGCGAAGAAGGAAAAUGAUUUGAAUUUGGUAUUGCGAUCCACUGACAGGCUUGGUCCGGCCCCGCUGACGGUCCAGAAGUAUAUUAGGGUAUCGGAGUUAAAGGUCGUCGAUGAAAUAUAUGCCGGAUCGGCCUUCGUCGCGUCGCCUCCUCCAAGUUGCCUACCUGUCCCGUGCUUCUUGGGUAGAAACAACGGAUCGGCCACGAGCGAUUUGCGUCGAUUAUUGCGCCUCGAUUCGGUCUGA
Molecule: messenger RNA, 513 nt
Organism: Juglans regia (Persian walnut)
Lineage: Eukaryota; Viridiplantae; Streptophyta; Magnoliopsida; Fagales; Juglandaceae
Exons: 1
Coding region: 1-513 (170 amino acids)
Source: RefSeq, a predicted model, not a curated record